AUAUCAAUUUCGAUAUGAACAGUGUUAAAAAGUGAGUGGCACAUGUUGCAUUUGUUUAUAUGUGCGAUGAACAAGAAAAUAGUUAUAAAUAAACGUGUGAAGGGCCAGACUCGUGAAGAGCUAGAUCAGCUAAGCAAACCAGAGCUAAUUGAUAAAAUUGUACAGCUAGAAGCGUACAAUUUUCAGCUGAAAAAUCUUUUACAGAAGAAACUCUCCGAGAGUGACAAAAGCAAUUCUGAAUAUGCAGCUAUACUGCGAGGGGCUGAUGGGCAUGAAGUACAAAACACAGUUGAUUUGGAAACCGCUAAGGGUGUACCUAAAAGUAAAGACAAGCAACGUAAGUUUAAUUGGUCGAGUGCACACCAACGGCAUGUGUUAAUGAAAGUAACCUAUUUUGGCUGGGAUUAUCAGGGCUUUGCUUGUCAGGAGGAUUCCGCUGAUACGAUUGAGGGACAUUUGUUUCGUGCCUUGGAGCGCACCUGUCUCAUCGAAUCGCGUGCUACCUCCAACUAUCAUCGGUGUGGUCGCACCGACAAGGAGGUGAGCGCCUUCUGCCAAGUGAUUUCAAUAAAUUUGCGUAGCAAGCAUUCACCUGAGGUUCAACUGGAGCCUGAAUCGUUAAGUACUGAAAUUGAUUAUUGCAGUCUGUUAAAUCGGGUGCUGCCCAAAAAUAUUCAGUGCGUAUCCUGGAUGCCGUUGCGAAAUCCCGAAUAUAGCGCUCGAUUUGAUUGCAUUUCACGCACCUAUCGCUAUUAUUUUCCCAAGGGCGACUUAGAUAUUGAGGCUAUGCAGAUGGCUUGUCAGUUGCUUGUGUGCCAUGGCGACUUUAGGAAUUUUUGUAAAAUGGAUGUGCAUAAUGGCGUUACGAAUUAUAUGCGUAAUUUGCAGCAUGCCGAGAUAAAGCCAUGCCAUAAUACAGAUGUGCAGUUAGAGCCAGACUCAGGCUACGUCAUGUAUUAUCUGGAGAUACAAGCUAAUGCUUUUCUAUGGCAUCAAAUACGCUGCAUCAUGGCUGUGCUGCUGCUGGUUGGACAAAAGCAUGAGCAACCCUCCGUUAUUACUAAAUUACUAGAUGUUGGCAACAAUCCUUGUAAGCCUCAGUAUACGCCUGCCAUCGGCUUACCACUGAAUCUGUUCCAUUGCGAAUUCCGGCUGCACAGUACACGUCAAUCCAAUCCGUCAACUUCGGCUGUCGAAAUUCCAAAUUUGUCGCAGAGUGCGAUUGUGGAAAGUGAAAGACAAAGUGAUCUAACCAAUUGGAUAUACAGUGAAGAGAAUCUACAAAAGCUCAUCGAGAACGUGCAGAGUGAGUGGACGCAGUUCAGUGUCAAAUGCACGAUGAUACACAAUGUGUUAGUGCAACUGGAGGCUCUACUUGAGCGGAACUUCAAAACACAGAAGAUCCAUGCACAGGCGAUGCUGCUCCAGGAUGCGGCUAAGCCGCGUCAGUAUCAACCAUUGCUGCAGCGUAAACGAUGCGAGAGCCUGGAAAAUCGCAUUGACCAUUUUGUGAAAAAGCAACGACUGCUCGUAAAGAGCGACACAGAAACGGAAACGGUUGAAAGUCAAUCUGAUUGCUGAAAAUAAAUAAAUUGGUU
This is a messenger RNA of Drosophila hydei, 1598 nucleotides long. RefSeq names its product tRNA pseudouridine(38/39) synthase. Bases 43 to 1581 code for a protein of 512 amino acids. Lineage: Eukaryota; Metazoa; Arthropoda; Insecta; Diptera; Drosophilidae. Gene Ontology annotation, cellular component: cytoplasm; nucleus. The transcript is spliced from 5 exons. Gene Ontology annotation, biological process: mRNA pseudouridine synthesis; tRNA pseudouridine synthesis. Gene Ontology annotation, molecular function: pseudouridine synthase activity; RNA binding. The record is from RefSeq and is a predicted model, not a curated record.